Lactuca virosa is the source of this 3211-nucleotide messenger RNA. Lineage: Eukaryota; Viridiplantae; Streptophyta; Magnoliopsida; Asterales; Asteraceae. The record is from the annotation of a GenBank genome assembly.
AUGCUUGCUAUAUCGCGACUCGGUGUCUCCGACUCUCCGGUCUCGCCAAUCGCUAUCCACCGCAGCAGCCAACACUCACCGGAAAUCAGUGAAGUAAAAUUGAGAUCAAAAUCUGAUGGAGAUGAGCUGUUUUCUUCUCCGAUUAAGGAUCGCGAUAAAGAUUUUGGGGGAAAAAUGAGUUCUUUUUCAAUUACAAGGAAAAAGACACCUUUUCAAAAGCACCGUGAAGAAGAAGAGGCAAAGAAAAAGAGAGCUGAGGAUGAAACAGCUCGUCUAUAUGCUGAGUUUCUGGAAUCAUUUCAAGGGGAUGAUGCACCUGGAUUAAAAGCCUUUGUCAGAGGAGGAACAGUUAAUGAUGAGAAAGUGAAGCCUGAUACAGGUGGAAAUUCCAAAGAUGUAUCUGGUUCAAAGAAGGGGAGUAGGUAUGUUCCUUCUUUCAUCCCCCCUCCUAUGGCAACCAAGGGUAAAGAUCAUGAAAAACAGAAAGAGGAGGAGAGGUCAAAGGAGAAAGGGAAAGGGAAGCCUAGGAAUAUAGACUAUUUUAUGGAGGAGUUGAAACAUGAACAAGAAAUGAGAGAAAGACGAAACCAAGAACGUGAACAAUGGCAUGAUGGGCGUCAGACUGCUACUUCAACUCUAUCUACUCGAUUUGAUGAAUUGCCUGAUGAAUUUGAUCCGAGUGGAAAGCUUGGAUCUUUUGAUGAUGGGGAUCCUCAAACCACCAAUCUUUAUGUUGGGAAUCUUUCACCUCAGGUAGAUGAAAAUUUUCUGUUGCGUACAUUUGGAAGAUUUGGACCUAUUGCUAGUGUGAAGAUCAUGUGGCCAAGAACAGAAGAGGAACGCAAAAGACAAAAAAACUGUGGUUUUGUGGCUUUUAUGAAUCGUGCAGAUGGACAAGCUGCAAAAGAUGAAAUGCAAGGGGUGAUUGUUUAUGAUUAUGAGUUGAAUAUUGGGUGGGGAAAAUCGGUUUCCCUCCCUUCUCAAUCACUCCCUGCUCCUCCUCCAGGACAAAUGGCCAUCAGGAGUAAAGAGGGUGCCACUGUAAUCUUGUCUGGUCCAUCUGGUCCUCCUGUUACUUCUGUCCCAAGUCAGAAUUCUGAGUUGGUUCUUACUCCGAAUGUGCCAGAUAUAACUGUUGUAUUGCUUGAAGAUAUUCGUCUUCGAAAAGUAAUUGAUACAAUGGCUCUUUAUGUUCUUGAUGGAGGUUGUGCUUUUGAGCAAGCUAUAAUGGAGAGGGUUCGUGGGAAUCCUCUUUUUAGUUUCUUGUUUGAACUUGGCUCUAAGGAACAUACUUACUAUGUUUGGAGGCUCUAUUCCUUUGCUCAGGGUGAUACUUUGCAUAGGUGGCGAACUGAACCUUUCAUCAUGAUAACUGGUAGUGGGAGAUGGGUACCUCCUGCUUUGCCAACAGCCAAGAGUCCAGAAAAUGAGGAAACUGGAGCCACAUUUGCUGCUGGAAGAAGCAGGCGUGUUGAGACUGAACGUACACUAACUGAUGCACAAAGAGAUGAAUUUGAAGACAUGCUUCGUGCCCUAACAUUAGAAAGAAUUCAAAUCAAAGAAGCAAUGGGUUUUGCAUUAGAUAACGCUGAUGCUGCUGGAGAGAUAGUUGAAGUUUUGACAGAGUCUUUGACUCUUAAAGAAACACCAAUACCCACUAAAGUUGCAAGGCUUAUGCUUGUGUCAGACAUUCUUCACAAUAGUAGUGCUCCUGUAAAGAAUGCAUCUGCUUACAGAACCAAAUUUGAAGCAAAUUUGCCUGAUAUACUUGAGAGCUUCAAUGACUUGUAUAGGGGUAUCACUGGAAGAAUCACUGCUGAGGCACUUAAGGAACGAGUUUUGAAAGUUCUUCAAGUAUGGGCGGACUGGUUCUUAUUUUCUGACGCAUACGUAAACGGUUUACGCGCCACAUUUCUCAGAUCUGGCAACUCCGGUGUUCUCCCAUUCCAUUCCAUUUCCACCGACACCCCAGAAACCGAACACAACCCCAAUUCCAACGACAUCGGAAUCACCAAUUCCGACGCGGCAUUAGCCAUAGGCAAAAGCGCCGCCACAAAAGAACUAAUGAGUCUCCCUCUUUCCGAACUGGAAAGACGAUGCCGCCACAACGGUUUAUCCCUAAUUGGCGGCCGAGAAGUGAUGGUUGCACGGUUGCUUUAUUUAGAAGAGUCGGAAAAACAAAGGGGUUAUGAGAUAAACGAUAAUUUGAAAUAUUCAAAUGUACGGAAUCCGAGAGAGAGUAAUGUUGAUUCCGGCCCUGUGGGGUUUUCAGGAAGGAAUCAUGAGGUUUUGUCAGAAGGGAGAGGUUCGGAAUCGUUGAUUCCGAUUCCGAUUCCGAUUCCGCAGACUGAGUUGAAACAGUUUUCUAAUAAAAUGAAAAGUGAUUCUGUAUUACCUGUUUCUAAGUGGGCUAGAGAUGAUGAUGAAAGUGAUGAUGAACAUAAGAGAAGUACUAAAGAUCUUGCUUUAGGUUAUUCAUCUUCUGGAAGUGAGAAUACUGGUGGUGGUGGUGGCCACGCUGAGGUGGCAGAGCCGCUAAGUAAUGCUAACAUUUUCUCCGAUAGUGGGCUGAGUGAAGAGAAGAGACAAAAGUUGAGACAAAUUGAGGUUGCUUUGAUUGAAUAUCGUGAAGUUUUAGAAGAAAGGGGAAUGAAAAACAAAGAAGAAAUUGAAAAGAAAGUUGCAGCUCAUCAGAAACAGCUACAAUAUAAAUACGGCUUAACAGAUUCCAAUGAAAAUGCAUCAAACAGGUUAUCAUCUACAGACAGAAGGGAUAAAAGAGACAAUUCGCGUGAAUCUUCUAGAAAGCGUCACCGGAGUCAUCGUGGUGGCAGUGAAAGCCCACCACCACCAAAGUCAUCAAGUAGAGACAGGGAGAAAGAACGAGACUAUGACAGAGAUAAACGCAGAGAUAGAGACAGGGAUAACAGGAGAAGAAUGAGCUGAGUCAAGAAUGCAUGAUGAUGAUGAUGAUGAUGAUGUAUGUGGUGUUUUGUAUGGUGGGAGAAAAAGUAUGGGGUGCAUGUCAUUUGGUCAUGUGGUACAAUUGAAUGAUGAAUCUUAUUUGGUGUAUAAACGACAUGGUUAUUACUUUUUGUUUUGGAAUGAGACUAAUUGGUUUGGUUUAUUGCACGUAUGAGAAAAUUCUUGUAUUCGUGUUUUGAAUUAUGAAGCAACAAUGGAAGGUGGAGUGUUACAUGGUCAAAUUCAU